AUGAGGAUCUUUGAAUCUAGGAGACCAAUAAAUAUACCACCGGAAUUGCAAGAUACGCCUCAAUCCACCCCACAAUUCUCACUAAUUGAGAUUUCCACUUCACUUAAAAAACUUGGAAAUCAUAAAGCCCCUGGCCCAGAUAAUAUUACUAGUGAACAUCUCAAAGCGACAAAAACUGCUGAUUGGAAUCUUUCCACCCUUUGCAACUUCCCCAAAAUCUCAAAUCCCACUAAAUUCGGUGACUAUAGGGCAAUAGCACUCAAGAUUCGUAUUCUGCAAACUUCACAAAACCUCUUUGCCAAAUAUAUUUGCGCUUAUCGCCCUGGCAAAAAUAUCAUGGAGCCCUUUCUUGCUCUCAAAAUUAUCAUCCAAAAAUGUGAUAGGUAUAAGCUACCCUUCUACUUAACCUUUAUCGAUUUUAAACAGGCGUUCGAUAAUGUCAACCAUGAUGCACUCUGGAAAACAUUAUCAGAGGUUGGAAUUGACCCAAAUAUUAUCAAGAUAUUACGACACCACUAUAAUAAUCUGUUUGCCACUUGCAGAGUAAACAAUAAAGUUUCUUCACCAUUUAGGAUUAGGAAAGGAGUAAAACAAGGCUGCGUCCUUUCACCAGUCCUCUUUAUCAUAGUAAUGAACAAAAUUCUAAAAGACACAUUGGGCGCGGCUAAUCUACUGGAACUUAACACAUCAAUGACAAGACCCACGCCUCCUAUAGAAAAUAUUGAUAUCGGAUCGGAGACGAUCAAGGUGGUUACUCAAAUAAAAUAUAUUGGAAUUACCUUAGAUAAUAGAGGGGGAUGUAAAGAGGAACUCAGGUUAAGAUUACAAAAAGCCAGGGCAGCUUUCUAUAAGUAUUUCAAGCUUUGGAAGACUAGAGAGAUUCCUACCUUCACUAGACUACGCAUCUUUAAUUCAACGGUGAUUCCUGUUCUAUUAUAUGGUUAUGAAACAUGGGAAAUCACUAAAGCAAACAACAGAAAAUGCCAGACGUUUAUUAACAAGUGCUUAAGGAUAAUUAACGGCGUCUUCUACCCUAGACUCAUAACAAACGAAAGAUUAUGGAGACAAUCGAAACACACUCCGUUCCACAUUAUACUCAAGAAAAAACGAAUUCAAUUUUUAGCCCACAUUUUAAGAUAUCCUAACAGUAAUCUGGUUCAUGACGCUUUAACUUGGCUCUUUACCUGUAGAGGUAAAUCAUACAGCAGAUACAAGACGUUAUGGUUUCACCGCGUUUUGAAAGAUGUUGAUGAUCUGAAUAUAAACUGGAAACAGUUCGUUAGAUUGAAUAACAAUAAAAAUUCUAUCUAA
Gordionus sp. m RMFG-2023 is the source of this 1311-nucleotide messenger RNA. RefSeq lists its product as uncharacterized. Bases 1 to 1311 code for a protein of 436 amino acids. The record is from RefSeq and is a predicted model, not a curated record. Lineage: Eukaryota; Metazoa; Nematomorpha; Gordioida; Chordodea; Parachordodidae. The transcript is spliced from 3 exons.